AAACUAGUUAUUGUUUUGCACGGAUUCGAAAUUUCCAAUAUUAAUUAUCUGAACAUCCUUCAUCUUAUGUUCUCCAUAAGUUGUCCUUAUAACUGUUCCGACUCUGGCUCAGUUUAGAACCAAAAGAGGUUUCUCACCAGAGACAUGAGUUCUAUUGAAGGUGCUACACAGCUUCUGGAAGAGGCUCUCCUUCAGGAUGAUGAAGAGAGUAAACAGUACACAAGAGAUGGCUCAGUUGACUACAGAGGCAGGCCCGCUAUUAAGAAGGAUACUGGCAAUUGGAGGGCUUGUCCUUUUAUCCUAGGCAAUGAGUGUUGUGAACGUUUGGCCUUCUUUGGAAUUGCAACAAAUCUUGUUACCUAUCUUACCACCAAGCUGCAUGAAGGAAACGUUUCUGCCGCAAGAAACGUUAGCAUCUGGCUUGGCACUUCUUAUCUCACACCUCUCAUUGGAGCUGUUCUAGGAGAUGGUUACUGGGGUCGAUACUGGACAAUUGCUGUUUUCUCUGUGGUUUAUUUCAUUGGGAUGUGUACCCUGACACUUUCUGCAUCUUUACCAGCAUUGAAGCCUGCUGAAUGCUUGGGUUCUGUAUGCCCUUCAGCUACUCCUGCACAAUAUGCUGUGUUCUACUUUGGUCUAUACGUGAUUGCACUUGGGAUCGGUGGUAUAAAGUCAUGUGUGCCAUCUUUUGGGGCAGGUCAAUUUGAUGAUACUGAUCCAAAGGAAAGGGUUAAGAAGGGGUCGUUUUUCAAUUGGUAUUACUUUUCUAUCAAUCUAGGUGCCAUUGUAUCGAGCAGCAUAGUUGUGUGGAUUCAAGACAAUGCAGGAUGGGGUCUUGGAUUUGGCAUUCCUACUUUGUUCAUGGUAUUAUCUGUGAUAAGCUUCUUUAUAGGCACACCUCUCUACAGGUUUCAAAAACCAGGGGGAAGUCCUGUUACAAGAAUGUGCCAGGUUUUGUGCGCGUCUGUCCGGAAGUGGAAUUUGGUUGUCCCUGAGGAUAGUAGUCUUUUGUAUGAGAUGUCAGACAAGAGAUCUGCAAUUAAAGGGAGUCGCAAACUGCUGCAUAGUGAUGAUCUAAGGUGUCUUGAUAGAGCAGCUACAGUGUCCGAUUAUGAGAGUAAAAGUGGUGACUAUUCUAAUCCAUGGAGACUUUGCCCCGUAACACAGGUGGAAGAAUUGAAGAUCUUGAUCCGCAUGUUUCCAAUGUGGGCUACUGGGGCUGUUUUUUCUGCUGUUUAUACCCAAAUGUCAACAUUGUUUGUGGAGCAAGGAACAGUGAUGAACACAAACAUUGGUUCCUUUGAAAUACCCCCAGCUUCCCUCGCAACUUUUGAUGUCCUAAGUGUGGUUUUGUGGGCUCCUGUCUAUGACAGGAUAAUUGUUCCCAUUACAAGGAAAUUCACCGGCAAUGAAAGGGGAAUUUCAGUGUUGCAAAGAGUAAGCAUUGGCUACUUCAUUUCAGUCCUGUCCAUGUUAGCAGCUGUUGUUGUGGAGAUUAUGCGUCUGCGGCUUGCAAGAGACCUUGAUCUUGUUGAUGAACCUGUUGCUGUACCACUCAGUAUACUUUGGCAAAUCCCUCAGUACUUCUUAUUGGGGGCAGCAGAAGUAUUCGCAUUCGUGGGACUGCUUGAGUUCUUCUAUGAUCAAUCUCCAGAUACUAUGAAGACUUUAGGUACAGCACUGUCACCUUUGUAUUUUGCGUUGGGAAAUUACUUGAGCUCUUUCAUUCUUACUAUGGUGACUUACUUCACCACACAAGGUGGAAAGCUUGGCUGGAUUCCUGAUAAUUUGAACAAGGGUCAUCUCGAUUAUUUUUUCUUGCUUUUAGCUGGACUUAGCUUCUUAAAUAUGCUGGUAUACAUUGUUGCUGCCAAAAGGUACAAGCAGACGAAGACUUCUUAAGAUUUUUCAGACAUCUAUUAUGAGUUGAAGCAUGUUCUGAUCAGGUUGCUUACUACACAUAUAGUGAUAUAGGUAAAUUGUUAGUUUUUUUUUUUUUUGAUCAGCAAAACUAAAUAUAUUAUAUAUAUAUGAUCAAAACAGUACCAGAGGUACUAGUACAAAGGGAUAUACAUCCUCAUAUAUAAGUUGUAAAUGACACGUUCUGUACAGUGCAAAAAUCACAUAUAUAAGUUGUAAAUGACAUCAGAUUAUUUGGGCUAAAAAAAAUUAGAAAUUUUGAUUUU
Glycine soja is the source of this 2186-nucleotide messenger RNA. RefSeq names its product protein NRT1/ PTR FAMILY 8.3-like. The record is from RefSeq and is a predicted model, not a curated record. Gene Ontology annotation, molecular function: transmembrane transporter activity. Gene Ontology annotation, cellular component: plant-type vacuole membrane. NCBI's taxonomy places the organism in Eukaryota, Viridiplantae, Streptophyta, Magnoliopsida, Fabales, Fabaceae. The coding region runs from base 145 to 1902 and encodes 585 amino acids. The transcript has 5 exons. Gene Ontology annotation, biological process: oligopeptide transport; transmembrane transport.